Messenger RNA from Nerophis ophidion (straightnose pipefish), 2512 nucleotides. RefSeq names its product cryptochrome DASH (gene cry-dash). Gene Ontology annotation, biological process: photoreactive repair. The transcript is spliced from 14 exons. The record is from RefSeq and is a predicted model, not a curated record. NCBI's taxonomy places the organism in Eukaryota, Metazoa, Chordata, Actinopteri, Syngnathiformes, Syngnathidae. Gene Ontology annotation, molecular function: FAD binding; damaged DNA binding; deoxyribodipyrimidine photo-lyase activity. The coding region runs from base 138 to 1700 and encodes 520 amino acids.
CCACGUGACCGCCUCAGCCUCUGAGCAAGGCAGCAGCAGAAGCAGCAGAACAAGAAGAAUAAGAAGCAGCUGCUGCAUCUGACGGACAUGACAAAGGUUGUUUUAGGACUUUGACACAAGAAAAUAAAAUAAAAAUCAUGUCUGCUUCGCGGACUAUUAUUUGUUUGCUGAGGAACGACUUAAGACUUCACGACAACGAGGUGUUCCACUUUGCCAUGAAACACAGCGACCACAUGGUGCCGCUGUACUGCUUUGACCCCCGACAUUAUGUGGGAACACACAACUUCAAGCUGCCAAAGACCGGACCUUUCCGCCUGCGCUUCUUGCUGGAAAGUAUCCAAGACCUGAGGAAGACCUUGGUCAACAAGGGAAGCAACCUGGUGGUGAGACGGGGCAAGCCCGAGGAAGUGGUCAGUGAGCUGAUCCAGCAGCUGGGCUCGGUCAGCGCCGUGGUUUUCCAGCAGGAGGUGACGUCCGAGGAGCUGGCGGUGGAGAGAGGCGUGAAGGAGGUGUGCGCCGGCAUGAAGGUGAAAGUGCACACCUGCUGGGGCUCCACCCUCUACCACCUGGACGACCUGCCCUUUCCGCACAUCUCCAGGCUUCCUGACGUCUACACUCAGUUCCGGAAGGAAGUGGAGUCCAGAAGUCAGGUCAGGCCCGAGUUCCCGACCCCGGACCGCCUUAAGCCCCUCCCCCAGGGCCUGCAGGAGGGACUCAUCCCCAGCAUGGCGGACCUGCAGCAGACAGAGCCCGCCGCCCAGGACCCUCGCUCCGCCUUCCCGUGUGCAGGCGGCGAAAGUCAGGCGGCGCUCAGACUGCAACAUUAUUUCUGGGACACGGAUGCAGUGGCGUCCUACAAGGAGACACGUAACGGACUACUGGGCGCCGAUUAUUCCACCAAGUUUGCACCCUGGCUGGCCAUGGGCUGCCUGUCUGCCAGGUACAUCUACCACCAGGUGCGCAGGUAUGAGAGGGAGCGCACGGCCAAUCAGAGCACGUACUGGGUCGUUUUUGAGCUCUUGUGGCGGGAUUACUUCAAGUUUGUGGCGCUCAAAUACGGAAACCGUCUGUUUCAAGUCCGAGGACUUCAGGAUAAAUCCGUACCCUGGAAACAGGACAUGGAUCUUUUCAGCGCAUGGAAAGAGGGACGCACCGGAGUCCCCUUUGUGGACGCCAACAUGAGGGAGCUGGCGGCCACGGGCUUCAUGUCCAACAGGGGGCGCCAGAACGUGGCCAGCUUCCUCACCAAGGACCUGGGCUUGGACUGGAGGAUGGGAGCCGAGUUCUUCGAGUACCUUCUGGUGGACCAUGACGUGUGCAGUAACUAUGGCAACUGGCUGUACAGCGCGGGCGUAGGAAACGACCCCCGAGAGAACAGGAAGUUCAACAUGAUCAAACAAGGCCUGGACUACGACCCUAAUGGCGACUACGUGCGGCUCUGGGUCCCCGAGCUGCGGAAAAUCCCGGGCGCUGACGUCCACACGCCGUGGACCCUCAGCACGGCGGCGCUGGCCUGCGCCGACGUGUCCCUGGGCCGGACGUACCCCUCCCCCGUGGCGGUGGCGCCCGAGUGGAGCCGACACGCCAACAAGAGAGCGGGCGGCGGCGCGGCGAGAGGCGGCAAAGGUCCCUCGCACACGCCCAGGCAGCAUCGGGACCGAGGCGUCGAUUUCUAUUUCUCCAGGAGCAAAAACCUGUGAGCUCACACGGAAGACGGGCUCGGGGUAAUAUUUCUGGAUAUAUCUCAUUAAUAACCAAUCUUUGCUCCAAUGCUGCCGUUUGUUGGCAUAUUUAAGUUGAAAUCUUCUCCGUUUGGAAACUCUUCUCUUCCGCUGUGCAUUUGUUGUCCAGCACCUCUGGUGUUGCCGCGGUAACCUCCUUUUCUUUCGGUACACUAUAAUCCAGGGGUGUCCAAAGUGCGGCACAUUUUAAAAAUACGAUUGAAAAAUGUUUCAAAACGUAAAAAGUGAUAUAAAGGAGCAAACGGGUGAAAUGUAAACAAGAAAAUGUUGCAGUGUUGACUCUAAUAACACAAAGCUGCCAUGCACCCUGUUUCUUCCUUUAAACAAAUAAUAAUGAAUCAAAAUCAAUGUCCAUCCAUUUUCUACCGCUUAUUCCCUUUUGGGGUCGCUGGUGCCUAUCUCAGCUACAAUCGGGCGGAAGGCGGGGUACACCCUGGACAAGUCGCCACCUCAAUUAUUGAGCUAUUCAAGGCUCCAAUUACAUCACGUAAAAUGUUCCACUUUGAGAUAUUUUUGGGGGGAAAAUGUCGCAUUUUUUGUGUUUGCCAUAUAAAAAACUGAGCUGUUUUUUUUUAAAGAAGGGGCUAAAAUGAACAAACAAAUCAUCCAUCCAUUUCCUACCGCUUAUUCCCUUUCGGGGUCAUAAACAACAAUAAAACUUAAUAUUGACGGAUAUGUCUGCAGUCGAUCUCGAGAUUAUUGUGCUAAAAGUAAACAGUAAAAAAAAAAAAAAGUAUGGGCGGUAUAGCUCGGUUGGUAGAGCGGCCGUG